AUGAGUGGCCGCAGCCAGAAGAAAAUUGUGAAAAAAACCACAAAGAAUACCCGUGGAAGUUACUCCAUCUUAAACGACGAGCUUCACGAUGCUGCUGCCACCCCUACUGGCACAGAUGAUCAGGCAGAUCCUGCUAACAACUUGGGCUCUCUCCCAUCAUCUGGUGUGGAGCUGGCAGAUUAUCUUAAAGCUGCAACCAGCAACUUUGAAAAGGUAAUGGAUGAAGCUGUACAAUCUUUGAUUGAAAGUGUGCGGAAAGUGGAAAGGGCCCUUGAGUUUGAGGGUCAGCGAAUCAACGAACUUGAGAAAAAGAAUGCUGAGCUUGAGUACAGAUUGGGCAGGAUGGAGAAAUCUUUUACAGAUUUAGCACAGAGGGUUGGAAGCCAUGACAGCGAUGUCAACAAGGCUGAGCGCUCCUCACGAAGGAACAACUUUCGUGUAAUAGGAAUACAAGAAUCCUUGGAUGUUGGAUUAGAAGACUGUGCUCAGAUAGUAGAGGACAUUAUAAAAACCAAAUUUAAAUUGGAAGUCAAGGUGGAACGUGCCCUGCGUGAAGGAAGGAAAGGAGAUAACCCCCGUCAUAUCAUUGUGAAGACUUCUUCGUAUGAUGAGAAAGUCGCCAUCAUGAAGAGUGCAAGGGAAGCUUUGAAGGAGGAUCCUUUUUACUUUGUCAAUGACCUAACCAAGCGUGAUCUGGAGCAGAAAAGGAAACAUAAGAAGGAAGUUCAAGAUCUAUAUUCUAAAGGUACUAAACUUCGCUUCUACGCUGGACAGUGGAGAGGCAAUGGAGGAGUGCCAUACUUUACUGCGUAG
Molecule: messenger RNA, 813 nt
Organism: Strongylocentrotus purpuratus (purple sea urchin)
Lineage: Eukaryota; Metazoa; Echinodermata; Echinoidea; Camarodonta; Strongylocentrotidae
Exons: 1
Coding region: 1-813 (270 amino acids)
Source: RefSeq, a predicted model, not a curated record